CCGCGAAACGUUCAGUUCAGUUUGAUUUUAAGGUUGAGUGAGUGCGUCGGACUGUGGCAUCGUUACAUGUUGAUCACCACAAACAAACUCUGAAUUUCGUGUUCGGUGAACAGAAUACAGUUGAAACAUGUGCGACCAAAGCGCGGCAUCGACGCAAAGCAUCGCGGACUACCUGGCCCAGCUACUAAAAGACAGGAAGCAGUUGGCGGCGUUCCCCAAUGUUUUCAUCCACGUCGAACGACUCUUGGACGAAGAAAUAGCAAAAGUGAGGGCUAGCCUAUUUCAAAUAAAUGGAGUUAAGAAAGAGCCCUUAAUCCUGCCCGAUCCUGAUGGUCCUGUUACGACGCUGACGGAGAAAGUAUACGUACCAGUAAAGGAACAUCCAGACUUCAACUUCGUGGGGAGGAUCCUGGGACCGAGGGGAAUGACUGCCAAACAGCUCGAGCAGGAGACCGGCUGCAAGAUAAUGGUCAGAGGGAAGGGCUCGAUGAGGGACAAAAAGAAGGAGGAUCAGAACAGAGGGAAGCCCAACUGGGAGCACCUGUCAGAUGAACUUCACGUACUAUUGACAGUCGAAGACACAGAGAACAGGGCGCAGGUAAAACUACAAAGGGCCGUCGAAGAAGUUAAGAAACUACUCGUACCUCAAGCCGAUGGAGAAGAUGAACUGAAGAAGAGGCAGUUGAUGGAACUGGCCAUAAUAAACGGAACCUACAGAGAUUCCACCUCUAAGGCAGCAUCAGUAGCAGGGAAUUUUUCGUAUGAAGGCGACGGCAUGGGCCUGACGCUCUCGCUUGUUCCAGCCUGCGACGAGGAGUGGAGGAGGCUAGCCGCCUCCGCGGUGGAGACGCAGCGGCUCCUCUCCCCCGCCAUCCCCGGACUGGCGACGCCGCUGCGCAACCCCCAGGCGCCGUUAGGGGCUCCCCUCAUCCUCUCCCCCAGGAUGUCGGUGCCGACCACGGCCGCCUCCAUCCUGAACGGCUCGGCGCCGCCCGGCUCGCUGCUAUCGCCCGGCGACCCCCACGGCCUCAUCUACACCCCCUACGCGGACUACACGAACUACGCGGCGCUGGCCGCCUCGCCCCUGCUGACGGAGUACGCCACGGCAGACCAUUCCGGUGCGGCGGCUGUAGCUGCGAAGCAGCGAAGGCACCUGGGCCAGAUUAGGGAGCAUCCCUACCAGAGAGCCGGUGCUCUCUCCUAAAUCCCCCCUAAACUGACAAGGCUUUGUGGAGUGCUAACCCCCCCCCGUCACACACCCUGCGCCACUCCGACUAACGAAAUCAGAAGCGCCGGACCACACCCUGAGGGUAGCGGUACGUCUAACAAUUACAUCACUAACCUUAAUUCACUAUGUCAUCGUGCACUGUGUACUAAAGGACGACAGUCGUUCACGUAACCUCAUUUGUUACAUUAACACGUUAACUGCCUGGUAUAUCCCCCAAUAACGCUUAAAAGGCCGUCCGAUUAUUUAUUUUUGGCAGGUCGGUAGCGAGGAAUCCUUUCACACCAAGUUGUAUUGUUUCUUUUAUUUUUAUUUUUUUCAGCGGGACCAGGCAGUUGGCGCGUUAGUUCCAAAGAUGAGACGCAAAUUCGACGCUUCCUAAUACUUACCAGAAUCUCAUGUUUAAUGGACUAACUCGCGUUUCUCGAUCGGAUGCGGGAGCGUCGAGUUUGCCGUCGAAUCUCCUGUAGAUCUUCUGGAUAGCAUUUAUCCACAUUAAAACGUAAUUUACUAAUAUUGUCUAUAAUAUAAAUUUACUUUUCUGUAAAGUACAAACAUUUUGUGAGUGCCAAGAGUUAAUUGUAUUAUCAAAAAAAGCAUAUAAAUAAAUGAAAAAAUAUAUAUAUACGGCAGGGGCCCGCCCGCCAGGAAAAUUUAGUGUUUGGCGCCCCCGGAAGGCGGGGCGUUUUCCGUUCCCGGCGAACUUGUACUUAUUAAAUUUUCCUGGGCGGGGCGCAGGAUCGACCGCAAUAACUUUGCUAAGGUAGGUAUGUAAAGUAAGUGACUUAAAUAUAGAUGUAAUAAUUUAUAUGGAAUUGUGAACAAAAUAUUAUCGAAUAGUUUAUAUAGAAUUGUUUAUAUAUAGAAGUCGUUUAUAUAAUUGUUUUAAAUUUGAUAGCUUUUUACAUGGGUCUGCAGAUUCUUUUGCAAUCUUCUAUUAAGUGAUUCUCGAAGGGGGCUCAACACCAGAUCUGAUACGCGCCGGUGCGUCGGUAAACACACAAAGACGUUCGCCGUGGUUGAAAUUUGUAAUUCUAGUUUGUCGUUGUUUAUCGUAAACGAUGGAAACACGUGAACAGAAACUUAGCUGCGGGCUUAAGAGAUAUCGUUAUUAAUUUUUAUCUGUGUGUAAUUUUCUGCAGCUCAUUUUCUAUUUUCUCUGUUCCAUAAAACUGUGAUUAGUUGUUCUAAAAGGUAUAUCAAACUCGAAACUUUAUUUCGGAAUUCCGCGCAAGAUCUCAAAAUUUCGAAUACAAUCUGUAAAUUCAAAUUUGAACAGAAAUUUCGAGCUUGCACUUUCAAGUACAAGCUUGAAACUAUGAGUGUCGGCUCAACAUUUGCAAAACAAAGAAAUAAGUAACUAAAAAUUGAAAGCUCUGACUUGAAAUCUGCAAUUCAAAUUUGAAAUUUCGAGUUCCAAAACGACGCGUUCACAUUAAGUAUUGUUAGAGUUCGAAAUUUCAAAUUCGUACUUGAAAUUUCAAAUUUGAACUUGGAAUUUUAAGUUCUCGAAAAUUCGAAUUUACACUUGAAAUUUUUAAGAAAUUAUGAGUUUUGCCUAGAAAUUUGGUAAAUAAAGAAAUAAAAAGUAGCUUCAAAUUUCAAACACAAUUACAAUUGUAUACUUGGAAUUUCAGGUUUAUAUUUGAAAUAUUGAGAUACAAAUCAAAACUUUACUUUCAAACUUGAAAUUUCAAAACAAUCCACUCACAUUAAGAAUUGUUGGAUCUCAAAAUUUCAAAUUCGUACUUGAAAUUUCAAAUUUGAACUUGGAAUUUCAAGUUCUCGCUAAUUCGAAUUUACACUUGAAAUUUUUAAGAAAUGAUGAGUUUUGCCUAGAAAUUUGGUAAAUAAAGAAAUAGAAAGUAACUUAUAAUUUCAAACUGACUUAAAAUUUACAAUUGCAUACUUGAACUUCAAGUUUAAACUUGAAAUUUUGAGAUAAGAGUCAAAACUUUACUUUCAAACUUGAAAUUUCUAAUUUUAAAACAUUGCAUUCACAUUAAGAAUUGCUAGAACUCGAAAUUUCAAAUUCGUACUUGAAAUUUCAAAUUUGAACUUGGAAUUUCAAAUUCCAAAAAUUCGAAUUUUCAUUAGAAAUUUUUGAGACUGAGUUUUGCCUAGAAAUUUGGUAAAUAGAAUAGAAUUUAUUGACCAUUUAAUUUAAAAUUUCAAAUUGGUUUGAAAAUAGUCUCAAACUUGAAAUUCCAAAUCCGGAUUCAAAAUUUAACUGUUAAACUUGAAAUUUCAUGUUCAAAUAGCAAACUUUUUGUAGAAAUUCGAUAUUUCCAAUUCAAACUCGUAAUUUCUUUUUUGAUCUCGAAAUUUGGUAUAUAAAGAAAUAUAAAGUUACCCAAUAUUUCAAGCUGCCUUGAACUUUGCGAAUCAAACUUGAAGUUUCAAGCUUCAACUCGAUAUUUCGUGUUAAAAUUAAAAAUUAACUCAAAGUAUUUUAAAAUUUACAAUUGCAUACUUGAAAUUUCAAGUUUAAACUUAAAAUUUUGAAGUAAAAUUCAAAACUUAACUUUGAAACUUGAAAUUUCUAGUUUCAAAACAAUGCGUUCACAUUAAGAACUGUUAGAGCUCGAAAUUGCAAAUUCGUACUUGAAAUUUCAAAUUUGGACUUGAAGUAAAUAAUCAAAACUAAACUUUCAAACUUGAACUUUCUAGUUCCAAAUACUGCGUUCACAUUAAGAAUUGUUAGUGCACGAAAUUUCAAAUUCGUACUUGAAAUUUCAAAUUCGUGCUUGAAAUUUCAAAUUCGUACUUGAAAUUUCAUAUUCGGACUUGGAAUUUCAAGUUUUCGAAAAUUCGAAUUUACACUUGAAUUUUUUAAGAAAUGAUGAGUUUUGUCCAGAAAUUUGGUAAAUAAAGAAAUAGAAAGUAACUUAAAAUUAAAAACUGGCUUGAAAAUAGUCACAAACUUGAAAUUCUGAGUUCGGAUUUAAAAUUUAACUGUUAAACUUGAAAUUUCAUGUCCAAAUAGCACUUUGUAUAGAAAUUCGAGAUUUUGAGAUCGUGUAAUUUCGAGUUUGAGCUCGAAAUUUGGUUUUUAAAGAAAUAAAAAGUCAAACUUGUAUUUUCAAGUUUAAACUCUAAAUUUUAUGUUCAAAUGUGAAAUUUUAGUUCAAAUUCAAGUUUUCGAGGUGAUUCAUCUUCAAAUUCGAAAUUGUGAGUUUAAUUCAUGGACUUUAAGCAUUCGUAGAUUACCGUUAAAUAAUCGAAACGUCCAAGUAUCUUCAUAAAUCCCAUGAAUGAGUGCCUUAAUAAGCUAAGUAUACACGUAGACGACAAUUGUUGUGUGGGAACAGUUCUUUAAUCGUAUUAUUUGUUGCCGCGGUGGUUUGUGUGUUUAUCGGUUUCCGGUACCGACUGACGUUCAAGAAAAAUAUCUACGAAAUAAGUUUUGUUACUAUGAAAAAAAAAAAACUUUCUCGAAUAUUUUCCGUCCGCCGUUUGGGUAUUUUUGCAGUAAUAAUUUUCAAGAGGCAAUAAAUAAGUAGUAGAAAACGAAUACUCUAGUAUAGAUAUUCUUCUAUGCAGUGCAAUAACAGAAAUUUCUGAGCCGAGUGCAAUUUUGUUGAAUUUUUGAAAUCCAUACGAUCCUUUUUUAUUGUUUAAAUGUUGUACUUAGAUUAGAUGAGUAAAAGAUCUGUUUAAUUGCGCCGUAUAUUAAAAUUUGCGAAGGCGUCGCGUUUUAAUUUUGGCGCGCGAUUUUAAUAUACGGCGUCGUUGCUACAAUAACAAAUCAUAUUUAAAAAAAAUGGCAUUAUUCGUUAAAGGUAGCUUGUUUAGCUGUUAAUUUUACGCAAGUAUAAUCUUUAAGUAUAAUUUAUGUGUCAUAUUAAUAAUAUUUAAUGUUAUUAAUUAUUGUUGUACUUUUUUUUUGAAAUCGCCUUUUUGAGUCAACUGGGUUCUUUCAAAAUAGUUGAGAUUAACGGUACAUGUGUAUGUAUUAUUGUGCACAAAUUUAAUGAAUAAAUCUAAUAGUGUUA
Anoplophora glabripennis (Asian longhorned beetle) is the source of this 5220-nucleotide messenger RNA. RefSeq names its product protein held out wings (gene how). Gene Ontology annotation, molecular function: mRNA binding. Gene Ontology annotation, biological process: regulation of mRNA splicing, via spliceosome. The transcript is spliced from 8 exons. The coding region runs from base 128 to 1204 and encodes 358 amino acids. The record is from RefSeq and is a predicted model, not a curated record. Lineage: Eukaryota; Metazoa; Arthropoda; Insecta; Coleoptera; Cerambycidae. Gene Ontology annotation, cellular component: nucleus.